Molecule: messenger RNA, 1272 nt
Organism: Balaenoptera acutorostrata (minke whale)
Lineage: Eukaryota; Metazoa; Chordata; Mammalia; Artiodactyla; Balaenopteridae
Gene: MMACHC
Product: metabolism of cobalamin associated C
Exons: 4
Coding region: 50-892 (280 amino acids)
Biological process (GO): cobalamin metabolic process
Cellular component (GO): cytoplasm
Molecular function (GO): cyanocobalamin reductase (cyanide-eliminating) (NADP+) activity; FAD binding; demethylase activity
Source: RefSeq, a predicted model, not a curated record
GUUAUCUUGAGACUCCAUUCCCCAGCAGGCUCAGCGUGUAGCGUGCGCUAUGGAGCCGCAAGUCGCAGAGCUGAAGCAGAAGAUUGAGGACACGUUGUGCCCUUUUGGCUUCGAGGUUUACCCCUUCCAGGUGGCAUGGUACAAUGCACUCCUGCCUCCAGCCUUCCACCUGCCCCUGCCAGGACCUACCCUGGCCUUCCUGGUACUCAGCACACCUGCCAUGUUUGACCGGGCCCUCAAGCCCUUCCUGCAGAGCUGCCACCUCCAACCACUGACUGACCCUGUGGACCAGUGUGUGGCCUACCACCUGGGCCGUGUUAGAGAGAGCCUCCCAGAGAUGCAAGUAGAAGUCAUCGCUGACUAUGAGGUACAUCCGAACCGGCGCCCCAAGAUUCUGGCCCAGACAGCAGCCCAUGUGGCAGGGGCAGCUUAUUACUACCAACGACAGGAUGUGGAGUCUGACCCCUGGGGAACCCAGCACAUAUCAGGUGUGUGCAUACAUCCCAGAUUUGGGGGCUGGUUUGCCAUCCGAGGGGCAGUGCUGCUGCGAGGAAUAGAGGUGCCGGAUCUGCCACCCACCAAGCCCCUCGACUGUGUACCUGCAAGAGCUGACCGGAUCACCCUGCUUGAACGCUUCAACUUCCAUUGGCGUGACUGGACUUACCGGGAUGCUGUGCCACCUCAGGAGCGCUACUCAGAAGAGCAGAAGGCCUACUUUUCCACUCCGCCUGCCCAACGCUUGGCCUUACUGGGCUUGGCCCAGACCUCAGAGGAGCCUAGCUCUACAUCCCAAGAGCUUCACUUUACCACAUUCAUACCCAGGAAGCCUCAGAAUCCCAGCAGAAGCUGGCUCAGCCCCAGGGUCUCACCACCUGCAUCCCCUGGCCCUUGAUACCCUCCCUCCCCUGUGGGAUCCUCAUUUAUGACAGUGGCACCUGCUGGGACUUAUUUGGCUAGAUAAGAUUUUACUGGGUACAAGAUGAUCAUUUUUGAUAAAGAAUUAUGGUAGAGAUCUUAAAUGAAGAUAACAAGGCUUAAAGAAGUUUGGUCAAAAGACCAAAGCAGAUCCAGACUUGCCACCUGCCUUGGAAUAUGGGAUUAUUACCUGUUACCAUUUCUCUGCAGUGCUUCAAGAUGCUACUUGUUACAGGGCUUAAGAAGCAACUAUCCCCUAAAUAACGGUACCUGCCUCAGAGUUAUUAUGGAGACUGAAUAAAUACGAAAUCGUGCCUGGCAUAUAAUAAGCUAUUAUUAAAGGCCCCAGGAAUCCUA